AUGAUGCUACCACUUGUCCUGUAUGACACCCUCUCUGAGCUACCAGGCAAGAACUGGUCACCCAGCACUGCAAAGCCGAGGUUUGUUUUGAGCUACAAGGAUCUUCCAUUCGUAACCCUCUGGGUCGAAUACUCAGACAUCCCCAUCGCUAUGAAGGCCAUCGGUGCAAAGCCAAACAAACGCCGAGACGGCUCGGAUAUGUAUACCGUCCCCGUCCUCAGCGACCCCAACACCGGUGCCCUCAUUACUGACUCCCUCGAAAUUGCCUCCUACCUCGAAAAGACAUAUCCUGAGAAGCCCAUCUUGCUCGACAACUCAGAACCCCUGAUACGCGCGUUCGGCUCGGCCAUUGCAGGCUUCAUUCGACCUGCUAUGAAGUCUAUCUUCGCACGAACCACAGAAAUAUUAAGUCCCGCCAGUGCCAAGUUCUUCAUUGGAUCUCAUUCGGCAGACGCCCCGUUGCCUUGGGAUGCGAGUUACGAUGAAGACUGGGACCUACUAGAGAAGGGGUACAAUAUUGCGUACGAAUGGUACCAGAAGACUGAGGGGAAGUGGGUCAUGGGCGAUACUUUUUCGUAUGCGGACAUCUUUGUUGCUUGUAGUUUGCUGUGGUACAAACGAGUCCUGAAGGAGGAUGAGUGGGUCAGGAUCAGUUCUUGGAAUGGGGGGAAAUGGGCCCAAGUCCUUGCAGAUGUUGAGAAGGAGUGCAAAUUGGCGUAG
Messenger RNA from Suillus subalutaceus, 720 nucleotides. RefSeq lists its product as uncharacterized. The record is from RefSeq and is a predicted model, not a curated record. Lineage: Eukaryota; Fungi; Basidiomycota; Agaricomycetes; Boletales; Suillaceae. Gene Ontology annotation, biological process: L-phenylalanine catabolic process; glutathione metabolic process. The transcript is spliced from 2 exons. Gene Ontology annotation, molecular function: glutathione transferase activity; maleylacetoacetate isomerase activity. Bases 1 to 720 code for a protein of 239 amino acids.